UCAUGAUCUAAUUCCAUAAAAAUUAGAUAGAAAAUCCAAAUCAUGUUCUAUAAGGCACAUAUUUAGCCUAUGUACGAUGAAAAGUUCAACUGAUCCUCUCAGAACAGCUACCGAUCCGGAAAAGCGCGAAUUCAGGUUAUAAAUCAU
This is a messenger RNA of Nezara viridula (southern green stink bug), 147 nucleotides long. Lineage: Eukaryota; Metazoa; Arthropoda; Insecta; Hemiptera; Pentatomidae. The record is from the annotation of a GenBank genome assembly.